UUGAAUGCGACGAGACGCCGCUAAUAGUUAAAGUACAACUAAAGCAAACAGACGCUUGGAAUCAUUUAAACGCCGUUUCCACGCGAUGCUAUGCUGACCAUUAUGCGUGUAGCGUAACGUUGAACGUCAGCUUGUCUUUGAAACGCGACGUUUGCGGUCGGAAAGGCUCCGAGAAGGUAGAAACUGCAGGGCCACGCCGAGGUGACCUCCCCUGGGGCGAGCUCCAAACUUCACUCGUUUCGUCGUCUAGCCGCGCGUAGUUCAAGUCUUUUCCUUUCUGGCUGCCGUUGGUCGCCGCUGUUAAGGUAUAUCGGCAGUGUGCAGAGAACAGCCCACAAGAAUGGCAGCUUAUCCGUCCAGUACAGCAGUAGGCAGUACAGCAGAACCCUACAGGGCCACCAAACUGUGGAAUGCAGCCAUCGAAGCCUUCUGCCAGGGCAUGCCAACAGGCACACGCCGGUUCCUGCUGCGUCAGUAUGACAGCGCGUUCACGGCCAGCGAGGCAGUGGACUGGCUGCAUCAGUACCUGAGGAGUAGCGAUGACUUUGGUCCUUCAGUCACCAGGCACCAGACUGUUCAACUCCUACAGAAGUUUCUCACUGCUGGGAUAUUCACCGAGGUCCGUGGCAAGGGGAGUAGCUUUCAGGACAACAAAAAUAUCUAUAGAUUUACAUGUCCAGAGCCCUGUCCAACAGUGUGCAGUCAGGCACCCUUAUCCGUUAGAGACACCAACACCUUGUCUGUAGAAUCGUGUCCUGGGGAGAAAACAGGCAAACCACUCAAAGCAAAGCCACCAGUGCCUCCUGUAGAUCCACAACUAGAACUGCAGGCGUGGAAUCAAGCCACUUUAAAAAGACUCACAGAAUUGUUGGGAGAAGACUGGGUCUGUAGAAUGAUAGACAACUACUGUGUCAACGGCAGCCACAUGAAGCACAAUGUCACCAGAAGGAGUCGAUCUGGCAUUGUGGAGCCGACAGCUGAGCAAGAUGAUGUUCCACACUGGGUGCUGUCUGCAAUGAAGUGUCUGGCCAAUUGGCGCACUGGCGAUGAGCAGUCAGGAGAGUGGCAGUCCUGUUACUCUGGGUUUGAGCUGGAUGUGCUGAAGGUGAUCUCCGAGUACUUCCAGGGCCUGGAGCAGCCUCUCCUCCAUCCUGUGUCUGCCAGCCUCAUCAAUAGGCUGAUGGGCUUUACCCAAGGUGGGCACGGCAGCAAGGAACCAUUGCUUCUGCACAAAGAUGUCCAGCGCAAGACACGACCCAACACUGUGAGGAGAAUCAAAUCUUUCUCCAUGAUGUCGAAUGACAAAAAACAAAACUUCGUCAAACGGUACACAAGCAGCCCUGGCCUGUCUCGAGCAGCCAGCCAUGACUGUCUGUCUGGUGAGAGAAGUAUCUCCAGCAAUGAUGUAUCUCCUGAAGGUCUCAGCAGCAUAUCACGGGCUACCAGUUAUACAUGUCUGUCUGGGGAAAAGAGUCUCUCCAGCGGUGGCUUAAAUUCACCCCAACAUUAUGGAGUCAAACCCAGGGCCCCACGAGGGAGAAUGUUUUCCAUUGUCGGCUGGAGCAAUCCCAAGUUGAACCAAGUUACCGACUCCCAGGAACCUUCAGGCUUUCGUACGGGACCUGUCUCCGCCGGGCUGGUAGGUGGACUCAGACGCGGCAUUGCUCGUAUCAAGACGACCAGGCAGGGUACAGAUGAUGAACAUGUCCAUGUGCAGAUGGCCACCACUACGGAGGCACUGCAGCUGUGCUGUCUGUUGUCUCAUCCAAACGACUACCGUAAACUGCAGCUGUUGGCUAGGUUCAUGACGUCCGUGGCCAACAACCCUUCCCUCACACUGCACCCAAGUCUUCCUGCCAGAACACUGAUGCUGAAGAUCUUCACCUGGUGUAUCGUGAGAGGCAAUAGCCACCAACAGAACCAGUAUGCCUAUGACUUUGGGGCCAUGCAGAUGGCCUCCUACCUCCUGGACCACCACAAGGACAUCCUGGUGUCUCCUCCAGACUUACAGCACAGAGUACAGAGGCUGCUUCUCAGGAGCAGGCCAGAGCAGAGGGUCACCUACUGCAAGCAGAUCAGCAGUGAGGAGUUUGAGAACCAGAAGCUGAGUCUAUCCCAGCAUGCCCUGGGAGAACUGCUACAGUCCAUCCUCAAUGACACCCGCAUGCCAAAUAAGGUCAGGCAGAGGAAGCUCAAGCAGUUUAAGGAGAUCUAUCCAGACAUCUAUGCUGAGCAUGUUGCAACAGAGAGCAAGGAGAACCUUGCACGGGCACAAACAACGGCCAAGCAGACUUUUCCUAAAAUCAAAAAGCCACUGCUAAAGCUGAGUGGUUUGCGAUUUUAGUCGCCAUGUGGGGCAAUGCGAGAUGAUGUCAUUGAUGUAUAGAGAUGUACAGAUCUAAGGCUAUUUUUGUGUGAAUUGUUUGUAACAAUCAAGUUAACAAUUAUGUACAAUGAUAAUUUUGUAAAUAGAAACAAUAAUUGUAAAGACAACAGAUAAUAUAUCCAAACCACGUCAUUAAUGAAAUUGACCUUUGCAUCACAGUUUUGGUGUGGAAGGGGACACAUCCCAAACACUGUCUGUCACUUUCCUAUGACUUUAUGUUUUUUUUUUCCUUCUUAAGACUGAAAUUGUUCCAGUUGGUUAUUGAACAAGUGAAGUCAGUUAUUAGAAAAAAGUAGUAGUAGUAGUUAGAAAAUGUAGGAUUAUCUGUUUCUGUAUAGGUUAGCCUUAGUUUGACUUUAAGUCAUGUCUUUGUUUGUAACUUUUGUUUGUCCCUGUUCAGGAAUGUGUGAUUUCCCAAACAGCCUCACCAAUAUGUUGAAUGUGUAUAUCAGAUCACAUUUAUGCUUGCACUGACAAUUCACAUCUUACUCUAGAUAUCUUACACAAUCAUGAUUUUGUAUAAUUUGGAAUGCUCUUCUAAGUUUUACUUUCAGCACAUAGCCUAGAUGAUUUUUGUAAGAAAUCAGUGUGUAGGCAAUAGUAGUCAUUGUAGAUUUGUUUUGACAGUAGGUUGUAGAGCUGAAUGUUUCAUGUAAAUUGAUAACAUAAUGUUGCACUAUCAUUAAAAAAAUUUGUUAGUC
This is a messenger RNA of Branchiostoma floridae (Florida lancelet), 3087 nucleotides long. Its product is annotated as DEP domain-containing protein 1A-like. Bases 341 to 2344 code for a protein of 667 amino acids. Gene Ontology annotation, biological process: intracellular signal transduction. The record is from RefSeq and is a predicted model, not a curated record. NCBI's taxonomy places the organism in Eukaryota, Metazoa, Chordata, Leptocardii, Amphioxiformes, Branchiostomatidae. The transcript is spliced from 12 exons.